Messenger RNA from Vicia faba (fava bean), 843 nucleotides. The record is from the annotation of a GenBank genome assembly. NCBI's taxonomy places the organism in Eukaryota, Viridiplantae, Streptophyta, Magnoliopsida, Fabales, Fabaceae.
AUGGAGGAUUCUUCUGGUUCAAAGAGAAACACUUUAUCUUUCUUUAGUUCUCCCAAGUUGUUUACGAAUUUUACCUCGAAAGGUUUUCAUGAAACGGAAACAAGUAUGAUGAGUCCAACUUCGAUUCUCGAUAGUAAAACUUUUAAUGGUUUCAGAAAGAAUCAUUUUUGGUCUGAAUCGAGAAAUAGUGUUGGAAAACAAGAACACAAACGUUGUUGUUGGGAAAAACACGAGUCAAAGGUUGUUGUCGGUCUUGGUUUAGUUGAUGUUCUUGUCGACGAUGAGAAAAACAGUGAAGUGAAUUCGAAGGUGGAAAACAGAACGGUUCUGUUCGGAUCUCAGUUGAAGAUUCAGAUCCCGUCUUUUUCUUCUUCAUCUGGAAAUCCUCAUAUGGGUUCUUCUGACGGAAGCUUUGCAGUCUCUCCUGUUGGAAAAUCUUCAUCUGGGUGUGGUGGUGGUGGUGGUGGUGGUGGUAACUCUGGUGUUGAAAUUGAGAACAUGAAUUCUGGUAAUGGAGUUUUCAAAGGGUGUGUUUCUGCAAGUGAAAUGGAGCUUUCUGAGGAUUAUACUCGUGUGAUUUGUCAUGGCCCGAAUCCGAGAACAACUCAUAUAUUUGAUAAUUGUGUAAUUGAGAGUAGUUGUUUUGAUUUUGGAUGCUCUGUUUCUGUUAAAGAGAAUGAGUUUUGUUUUCAUAAUUUUCUCACUUUCUGUUUUUACUGCAACAAGAAUCUUGACCAGGGUAAAGACAUCUACAUGUACAGGGGUGAGAUGGCAUUUUGCAGCCAUGAAUGCCGUAGCCAGGGGAUGUCCAUAUUGGAAGCCAAGGAAGUUCACGAGACAUAA